CACGGGGCGGGCCCCUGGGCCUCAGUUUUCCCAUCAGGAGUCUGCUGAUACUACACCCUAGAGCCUGCUCUAAGUUUAAAGCCAAUGCCCCACCCCCUGACUCAGCGAGGGCAGGACUUCUCUCCAAGCCCUUCUCCCCCUUUUCCGCUCCCUGUUCCUCGGAAGCGGCCCUGGGAAAAGGGAGAAGGCAGGCUGCAGCUGGCCGCAGCCUCCAAUCGGCCAGAGCCAGGAACCCAGGUGGGAUCAAGAAUCUCAGACCCAGGAUGUUGACAACAUUGUUGCCACUGCUGCCUCUACUGCUCCUGCCGGGCUGGGCCCUCUGCAGCCAGGAAGCCUCAGACGGCCCUCGGAACCUCCACAUGCUCCAGAUCUCCUACUUUCUCGACCCCGAUCAAGUGUGGCACCAGGGGAACGCAUCGCUGGGGGGGCUGCAGACGCACAUGCUGGAAGGCCCGGGCACCAACGUCACGAUCCUCCAGCUGCAGCCCUUGCAGGACCCCGAGAGCUGGGCGCUCACAGAGAAGAGGCUGCAGCUCUACCUGAGCCACUUCUCCGGCUUCGUGCAGCUGGUGCACCGGGAGCGGCACGUGGCCUUUCCUCUGACCAUUCGCUGCUUCCUGGGCUGUGAACUGCCUCCUGAGAGCUCUCAAGCCCAUGUCUUCUUCGAAGUGGCUGUGAAUGGAAGCUCCUUUGUGAGUUUCCAACCAAAGACAGCCUCAUGGGUGGCAGGGUCCCAGGCACCCUCCAAAGUGGUCACCUACACCCUGCAGAAGCUCAACACCUUCAAUCAGACGAGCUAUGAACUGCUGGAAUUCCUGCAGGACACCUGUGUGCAGUAUGUGCAGGAACACCUCGCCGUGAAGAACUUGAAAGGGAGCCAAACAGGCCGCUCCUACACUUCGCUGGUCCUAGGCGUCCUGGUGGGCAGUUUCAUCAUCGCUGGUGUGGCUGUAGGCAUCUUCCUGUGCACAGGUGGACGGCGGUGUUAAUUACUCUCCAGCCGCCUCUGAAAAAGGGCUGGACCGAUGGGGGCUGGCAAAGGAAGAUCGCAGCUCACUGCAAAACCAGACUCCCCAUCUGGGACAUUAUAUACCAGCACAUUUGGAGUGGCAACUCCUUUCUUCUCCCAGAUCUGUCCACCAAGAGUUUGGGGGAAGGGAGGUGAGGAAGCUAGGUAGACAGAGUACUUGGUUUGCUAAGAACCUAAGAACUUGCACGCUUUGCUGAAUUGGUCUGAGAAGUGAAUGCUUAUCUCUUUGUGGAAAACAGAUGAUGGAGUUGGGGCAGGGGAAUCUAUGGCCUUCUGUCCAAAGACAGAAUCACCUGAGGCAUUCAAAACACAUAACCAAAUAAAACAAGUCAUCCACAACCAAAAUAAACAAUUCAGUGCUUCCAGGUGUGUCCGACUUGGGAAGGGAUACUGGUAAAAGAGAGGUAGAAAGAAAUAACCAGAGAAAUGAUGGAAGUGUAAAAUCCAAGUCAUAUGGGGGCCAGGAGUUAUUAAUCAAUUAACAAUAAUAAUAAAUUCCUUACUUAUGUAUAAGGCAUUGUUAUUUCCUCUACUUUGUAAAACUUCUGGAAAAGUAGACUAUACCCUUUAUUUCUCAUCUCCUCUUCACUCUUCAACCCACUGCAGUGUGACUUCUCUAGAAACUGCUCUAAGAUCAUCAAUGACUGCUAAUUGUGAAACCUUCAUCUUCUAUGAUAUCUGCAACAUAUCACUUUGUGGACUAGAACUCUCUUUUUACUCCAACUUCUGUGAUGCUAUACUUCUAAUUUUUAGAAACUAUUCUGGCCCCUCAGUCAAUCCCUUUGCCUAUGUCAUCUUAUUAAAUUCACCUUGGAAAUGUUGACUUCCUUAGAAUUCCGUUUUUUGGCUUCUUUUGUUCCCCUUUAAACUGUACCCUUUCUGGGUGACCUACUAACUUCCAUGGCUUCAAAUGCCGUCUAUCUUUGGUGAUUUCCAAGGGGAAGCAAUAGAAUCUUGUUUUUAAAAGCAUCAGACAGACUCAAGUUUUACUUCUUUGAGCCAGGCAUUUAACUUCUUCAAGUCUCAGUUUCUUCAUAAGCAAAAGGUAUAAUAAAAUAUAUAAAAAGGGUAUAAUAAAAAGAACACCUACCUCAUAGAGGCAUUAUGAGUAUUAAAUAAGAUAAUAUAUAUAAUAUAAUAUAUGCAUACUCAAUAAAUAUAGCACUUGCUGCUGACCUCCAGACUCCCCCAUUUGCAUUGAUUCUUGAAAAUCAUCUCUAUCUUAAUGUUUUGCAGACAUUUCAGAGUCAAGAUGUUCAAAAUUACAUUCCUUAUCUUUCUCCCCAAAUCUGUCCUCUCUCUUGUGUUGUUUAGUAUCAGUUAAACAGAAUUACCAUCAAAUCAUAUCAAUAUAGAGACCUCAGUGUUAAUGUUUAUUUACUCCCUCUUCAUCCCCACCUACAAAGUACGAUAUCUAUAGAAUCCAUUCCCUCCUAUCCACUCCAUUGCUUUUGUUCAAGAUAUCAUAAUUAAUCUAUUUUUCUGUGCCACCCAGUUCUAUCUUCAAAGAAAGACUUGCUGUUGAGCUACAGGGAGUACAGCCAACAGAUAACCUCUAGCUGCUUCAGUUCCUUCAGUGUCCGCCUCACCUGCCAGGAACAGUCCUGAACAAGGUCACGCUCAUCCUGGGGCUGUCUUCAUCCAGUGACUGAGCAAAGCAGGAGUAUAAACAUUCACCAUGCUGGCCCACUGCAGGGCAAUUCUGAUGAGCAAUAUUCACUCCAGAGCUCCUUGCCAGGUUGGCUAGGUCUUUGUCAGAUCUACAUUGCAGUUUGACUUCUCCCUCUACUCAAUCCCUCUUUCCUCCCCCCAGUUAAUAUCUUGCACCUCAAACUCUGUCUCAGCAUCUGCUUCCAGAAAACCCGACCUAUGACUGACAAUCUGUCUCUCUCUCCAAAUUGAGAGCUUUUCUCAGUCUUUUGUCUGGACCAUGGCAACGGCCUCCUCCUAAUUGUUCUCCUAGCCUCUAAUUUCUCUGAGUUCUAAUUCAUCCUCAUCUAAUACAUGGCAAUAAAAAAAAUAGAUCUGA
Messenger RNA from Equus caballus (horse), 3059 nucleotides. RefSeq names its product protein C receptor (gene PROCR). Gene Ontology annotation, molecular function: signaling receptor activity. Gene Ontology annotation, biological process: negative regulation of coagulation. NCBI's taxonomy places the organism in Eukaryota, Metazoa, Chordata, Mammalia, Perissodactyla, Equidae. The record is from RefSeq and is a predicted model, not a curated record.